Messenger RNA from Oppiella nova, 282 nucleotides. NCBI's taxonomy places the organism in Eukaryota, Metazoa, Arthropoda, Arachnida, Sarcoptiformes, Oppiidae. The record is from the annotation of a GenBank genome assembly.
AUGUUUGUGGUGGACAGUAGUGAUCGUCAGUUCAUUGGCGAGGCCAGGGAUAUACUUUGGUCAUGGGUGUGUGAUGAUCAGCACCAGGAUGCUGUGGUACUGGUGUUGGCUAACAAACGGGAUAAACCCGACGCUAUGACUAUGGAGGAGGUGUCGGAGCGCCUGGGUUUACAUACGUUGAGAACUCAUAGGUGGCAUAUCCAGAGUACCUGUGCGCUCACCGGUGAGGGCCUGUAUGAGGGGUUGGACUGGAUUUCAAACAACGCUAAAUUCAAUGAAUAA